GAAUUUCGCAUUUGGCAUUCCGUCGGCAGCCGCGUGCGGUUGAUAAAUGUCAGGAAAUGUUUGAAAUGGAGUAUUUCGAAAAUAAACCUUUAUAAUGUGCUACGGUAAUUUCUGCCAGUGCAAUCUGUUUUAAUUUUGGUUCCUUUGUAUUAAUCUUGUGUUCAUUCAUCAUUCGCUUAAGGAAAAAGUCUAAAACAAUUAAAAUGGAAAAAAAUAAUGAUGACCAUAUAGUCUACAAAGUGGUACUCACUGGAGGACCCUGCGGUGGAAAGACUACCGGUCAAACAAGAUUGUGCACAUUUUUUGAGAAUUUGGGGUGGAAAGUGUUUCGUGUACCAGAAGCUGCUUCGGUUCUUCUUGGGUAUAUAUUCCCCAUUACACUUACGAUUGAGCGAAUUUUUGGAAAAUCAAUUCCACAUUCAAAUAUAUCUAAUUAUUUUUUAAUGACGGUAUUUAAAAUAAAAACUUCCGUGUUUCAAGAAAAUUUGUUGAAAACGAUGCUACAGAUAGAAGAAACGUUUUUUCAAUUGGGAAAGACGUGCAAAAGGAACUGUUUGAUCAUUUGUGAUAGAGGAGCAAUGGACGCUUCAGCAUUUAUAGCUAAAGACAAAUGGGAAAAUAUAAUGAAAGAAAAUUCAUGGAAUAAUGUAGAGUUAAGAGAUAACCGAUAUAAUCAAAUCAUUCAUAUGGUAUCUGCUGCCAAAGGAGCUGAGGAAUUCUACUCUAUUGAGGAUCAUGCAUGUCGAUCUGAGGGUGUUGAAUUGGCAAGAAUACUGGAUACAAAAGCAGCAGCAUCUUGGGUGGGACAUCCAUAUUUUGACGUAAUAGAUAAUUCAACUGACUUUGAAGGAAAGAUGAGGAGAAUGAUUGAAGUCAUUUGUCAUAAAAUAGGAAUCGACACUGCCGACAGGUUGCUGAAGAAUUCCCGCAAACACAAAUUUCUCGUUGAAGGUCCUUUACCACCUGAUUCGAUAUUUCCUCCUUUUCAAGAUUUCGAGGUUGUUCACAAUUACCUGCAGUCUAACUCUCCCAAUCAAGUCAGAUUGCGCAAGCGUGGCCAGAAAGGUCACUACAGUUAUAUUCAAACUGUGAGAAGGCAGAAUCAACCGGGAGGACAGGUUAUUGAGGUUAAAACUCAAAUAACACAUCGUGAUUAUAUAAAUCUGUUGACUCAAAAAGAUAAUUUGCAUUUUACGAUCUACAAGAGACGAAGGUGCUUCAUUCAUAACAACCAGUAUUUUCAACUUGAUCUCUAUGAGCAACCAAGCCAUCCUAGGUGCAAAGGUUUAAUUCUUUUGGAGACAUACUCUGCUUUAGACAAGGAACAACUUUUGAAAACGCUUCCUUCGUUUUUGAACAUAAAGAAGGAAGUAACUGGAAAUCCUGAUUACUCUAUGUAUAACCUAUCAUUGAGAGAGGACUGGAAGACGUCAAAAAAAUUCUGUGCGUCCUUAAUAGAACCUGAAAUUGCAACCGAUCAGCUCAAGAAUUUCCACGAUUCGACAGAGGUAUUAGUGAAGUCCUACAUUUAUAAUAAUGGCGACUUGAAUGGGAAACCAAUGAAUGGAAAAGCUUGAGUGCAUUAUAAUUACUCGUUAUUAGUAUUCUCUUAAUUGAUUAGAAGAUAUAUUUUUCCGUAAAUACAUCAUUAUAUUUAUUUGAUUACAUAUAAACUAAGGAAGCAGUAUUUUUAACUUAUGAACUUCAAUUUUAACAAACAUCAAGUACCUGGCAAAGAUGAUUAACGUACAUAUUUUAAUAUGUAAUAGCAAUCGGCAUUGUAUUCUUAACUGUAGACAUUAAUGUAUCAUUCACCAUAAACUGUACUUAUCUACCCUGAUAGGAAUUUAAAAAGUAUUAUGUUUUCCUACAUGUGAAGAACUUUAAAAUAGUUUCAUUCAAUCGGCAUUGUUUUCUUAACUGAAUAGACAUUAAUGUAUUACUCAUCAUAAACUGUACUUAUCUACCCUGAUAGGAAUUUGAAAAGUAUUACGUUUUCCUACAUGUGAAGAACUUGAAAUCAUUUUGAUAUAUUAUAGUAUGUUAAAAGUAGGAAUGUCUCCAAGAUAUCACCUUUUAUCUUUCUGAUGCUAUUUUUUCCAAUUCAAUAUUUUGAGAUUCGUUCCUAUUUUUAAUAACAUACUGAAAUUCAAGUAUUGAUCAACCUUAAUUAACACCAGGUAAUUUUAGGAAACAUUGAAAUUGUAUUUACAUUUACCAUAAACCCUUAUCUCAGUGAUCAAAAAAAGACUAGAAGAAAUGUCCACAAAAUUACAUAGCACUAGGAACCUUUAAAACAAUCCUGUUCCUAUGAUUGUAAAUGUAUCUGAAUAAAACCAAUUGAACCCACAACUGAA
Leptinotarsa decemlineata (Colorado potato beetle) is the source of this 2357-nucleotide messenger RNA. RefSeq names its product TRPL translocation defect 14 (gene Ttd14). Gene Ontology annotation, molecular function: phosphatidylinositol binding; GTP binding; phosphatidic acid binding. The record is from RefSeq and is a predicted model, not a curated record. Gene Ontology annotation, biological process: photoreceptor cell maintenance. NCBI's taxonomy places the organism in Eukaryota, Metazoa, Arthropoda, Insecta, Coleoptera, Chrysomelidae.